CCGGGGAGAGGGAUCCUCCUGUUGCUCUCCUGAAGGUUUCUUCCCCUUUUUCUCCAUUAAAGGUUUUUUUCUAUUUCUUGGGAGUUUAACCUGAUCCGAUGUGAGGUCCUGGGACAAGGAUGUCGUACACACUGUAAAGCCCUUUGAGGCAAAUUUGUAGUUUGUGAUAUCGGAAGAUACAAAAUAAACACGCAUCAGAAAUGGUCUUCUUCUCCUCCUCACAUUCUCCGCUAUAUCCAUUACAUUACUUCCUUGCACCAACGUGUCAUGUCCAUCUGUAAUGUCUGAUAAUUGUACUUGAAAAUAUUUAUAUUAUAUUAUUCUGUCACACUAAUACACACUAAAUACCUACAUGUCAGGUGUGAUACUGCAGCAAAGUGCUAUGUUGUUGGAUAUGGUUGCAAUGCCAGCUCCAUCUGGGAUGAGGAAAGGGAAAAGGGAUCCACAGUCUCACCAGUGACAGCUCACUUAAAACAUUCAGACUGGGUUUUUUUUAAGUAUGCACAUUAAUAUUUGCCCAAAUCAAACUAUUACUCCCUCCCCCUAAAAGUUGAGCAAUUCCACAACAGAUUUUUCUCUCAUCUUGACUACUGCUUACCCUCUUUUAGUUAUUUAGUGAUGCAGCACUUUACUUAUAAGGUUUGGUUCCAUGAUACCUAUUUGAUGCUUUAACUAAUGUCUGGUAAUUAAAUUGUGUACUAUGUCUCAUGCUAUUGCAUUUUGUUUUUAGUUUGUUUAUUGUUAUGCACUCUUUCCCGAGUCAAAUUCCGUAUGUGUAAUUUACUUGGCAAUAAAUAGUUCUGAUCCUGAUUCGAAUUCUGAUUCUAAUUCCGAUUAACAUUCUUAUUCUAAAUCUUAUUCCGAUUCUGAAACCCCUGUACAGGCUGGCAUUUUUAAUAACUUUUAUUUUUGUUUCUAUGGUUGACCAUUCCCUGAGAUCUUUGGCGUUGUCUAUUUCACGCGAUGUGUAAAUGUGAAGGACCAUAUCGCUCUGGUGUUGAGAAGUGCAACAGAAGACUGGCCUGAGUGGAUGCGUCAUUGAGAAGCAACACACAGUUUGCAGACUUGUGGCGCCCCCUGGUGGAGAGUGCGUCCUGCAGGGAGGAGAGAGCGAGAGAGAGAGAGCAGGUCCGGUUGUUAUGGUGAAGCAUUUAUUUCUCCUGGAGCCAAAGGGGACGGCAGCUGAUUCAGUUACACAGCGACGGACCCGCACAGGCGCUCCGGCUGACAGUUGUAGACAGAAGACGAUGUUAUUGAGGGCCUGAUCAUUGACACAUUCGUUUCCAGCCAAACAGUCCACCAACAACAACAACAACGACAAGUUGACUUUGGAAUAGUCUCUACUCGCCACCAUGGGAUACUUGAAUCCUGCCACUGCAUAGUUGGCCUGUGUGAAUCCUGCGGAGGCCCCUUUUCAGUUCUUCCUACCUUGUGUAUUUAUGUCCACUGACACCAUAUUCUCACGAUGGAUUGUCAAAGUCUUGCCCCUCUGUUGGAUCAAAGUCUUGGACACAGUCACCACCAUUUUGGAUUAGAGGUUCUGACAGAGCAUCCAACCUGGAGAAUAGUUUGACUCCGCCUUUCUUGCACUAUCUUUUCCCUCCGUCUCUGUCUUCCCUCGAUGGCUCAUUGGCCAAGUUACCAACAGUUGAUAUGGAUGGGAGGACUGACCAAUCCCCAGCUUGGAUGAUAAUAUUUUGGACAUCUUUUCCCCUCCUUUUUUCCCAUGGCACGAUAAGAGUUGUAUCAUCUGAAAGAUGGGAAAGAGACAUUGCAGCGAUUAUUUGUGUUGCUUACACCUGAAAUCAUGGAGAUAUCCUUCACGUGAUUGCGCAAUAUAAUUUCUUUUUGGUUUCAUCGAACUUUGGACAUUUCUGCAGCUUGCUUGAGUUUUUUCUUGUUCAUAUAUUUACAGAUAAGCAGCAGUAUCUGUUUGUGCUCUCCCAUAGGCCCUAACGUAGGCCUGGUUGGCCUCACAGAAGGGCCUCUUUAAGGGACACGGGGAUAUGAGAAGUUUGAGAACCUGAAACUUUUCUAUUUAACAUCCUUUGGGACGAAGAAAAACAAACAAGAACAGAGAAGCGGAGCCACCGUGACAGUCCUUUACCGGGUUGUGGAGGCAUGGCAGCAGAGCACAGCGAGCUGCUGGCUGAGAUGGCCACAGUUGGGCGUUUGAGUGCCACCGAACGCCUGAAGCACGCCCAGAAGCGCCGCACUCAGCAGCUGAAAGGAUGGGCGCAGAUGGAGAAGGAUGGAGCACGAGGGUCAAGGGCAAAAGCGGAUAAGAAGAAGGCUCGCACCACCAAAGUUACAUUUCCCACGUCCAUCACACUGCUAGACGCAACUGCACGCAAUGACCUGGAGGAGGUUAGGGAGCUUCUUAACACUGGUGUCAGCCCAGAUCUGGUCAACGAGGAUGGACUGACAGCCUUACAUCAGUGCUGCAUUGAUGACUUUGUGGAGAUCGUGCGGUGCCUGCUGGACGCUGGCGCCUGUGUGAAUGCCUGUGACAGUGAGCUGUGGACACCGCUGCAUGCUGCUGCCACCUGUGGACACACUGCAUUAGUGCAGCUCCUGAUUCAGUCUGGGGCUGACCUGCUGGCUGUUAAUGCGGAUGGCAACAUGCCCUACGACCUCUGUGAAGAUGAGGCCACCCUUGAGCUGCUGGAGAUGGUUAUGGCUGAACAGGGGAUAACUCAGGAUCGUAUUGAUGAAUGUCGAGGGGCUAAAGAGUCGACCAUGCUGGCUGACAUUCGGGCUCUGCUUCAGAGCGAAGCGGACUUGAAUGCACAGGACGCUAACGGAGAUACACUGCUCCAUAUAGCGUCGGCUAACGGCUACGUGUCGGUGGCCGAACUGUUGCUCGAGCACAGAGCGCCGGUGGAGGGAAAGGACUCUGAUGGCUGGACGCCGCUACAUGCCGCCUCCUGCUGGGGACAAAUCCAAAUGGUGGAGCUGUUGGUGGCUAAUGGAGCCAGUUUGGAGACAAAGUCUCUGCUGGAGGAGACUCCUCUGGAUGUGUGUAUGGAUGAAGAGGUCAGAAGCAAACUGAUGGACCUGAAGCACAAACAUGAUGCCAUCAUGAAGAGCCAGGACCGGCAGAAGAGCACCCUGCAGAGACGAGCCUCGAGUACUGGCAGCAGAGGUAAGGUGGUACGUCGCGUCAGUGUCAACGAGCGCUCCAGUCUGUACCGACGGGAGCACCACAAAGAGGCCAUGGUGUGGCAGGAGCGUGGCCGACAGCCAGAGCCUCAGGACGACGAUGAGGACAGACAAACGGACAACGAGCUGGUGACCCUGGCUGCCGGUGCUGGAGCCACAGAACGUUUAGAGGAACUGGAGGCUGCAGACCGGAAGAUUGUGUCCAGUGUCGGUAACGGAGACUCCUCUGUUUCGCUGGCCUCCUCUGUACCCGGAGAGCUGUGGACUGGUGGGGGUCUCAUGGAGCGCAGCGCCUCGUACCAGCUGUGCCCUGCAUCUGGAGCUGGGUUGGGGUCGACAGGAGGAGAGGGGGCGGACAGUAUGACUCGGGAGAAAUCGCACCACACACUGGCUGACCUGAAACGGCAGCGGGCAGCUGCCAAGCUCAAUAAGUACCCAGCACCUCCCCCGCCGCUGUCUCCUCCCUUAGAGGAGGAGCCUUCUGGAUCAACGGCCGAGGUGGCAGAAUCUGAGGCCCAGCCAGAGCUCCAAAUGACCCCGAGUGCAGAGGAGGUAGCCUCCCCAAACCAGGUAUAUUUCACCCCAGCCAGCGGAGACCCUCCUCUUCUGAAACUCACAGCUCCUGAGGAGGACCAGUCCAACAUAAAGGAGCCUUGCUGUGGACUCAUGUAGACUCUUUCUCACACACACACACACACACACACACACACACACACACACACACACACACAGGCGUUUUACACUCCAAAGUGGCGAACACCUUUCAAAAAACGCCUGCUUGAAGUAAAUCAUUGUAGACUAAAUUUAAGGCCACAUGCCAAUGAGGAUGUGAUCGACUGCAUUUCAGUGAACUGAAGAGGAAUCUUUGUGCUUAUUUGUCAUUUAGUUAUCUCUUUUUUAUCAACACAAGACACACUUUACACUAAAGGUCCAAGUAUUCCCUGUUGCUUCAUCUUGAUUUAUGACUGCCCGAUAAGAUGUUAGGCAAGCAAAUAUUUACUUUGCUCUGCCUUUGUUCGUUACCUAACUUAUCUCUUAAUACACUGCUCAACUACUGUAUAUUGACAUUUCCUUAUUGACAAGCCUAUCAUGUCAAAGUGGAAUCAACCGCAAAAAGCUGAAUUUGAAUGGCAGUUCAAGAUUAUUUGUUUUAAAUUAUGAAUGAGAUGAUGUCUUCUUUACUGAGUGCUUUGAUGGUGCGUGAUACAUUUACAUAAUAAGACUGGGGUUGUGUGUGGUUGAGAGAGUGUUUGGUCGGGACAGCUUCAGUAUACGGUAAAGCUACAUUGAAUUUACAUCAGUGCAAAGAUGAAGUGAAGGACUGUUCCCAUGCUUGAUUCAUUUUUUUUCUUGGACUGAAAAUAUGGUGGGGUUUCUUUUUUAAUUACUUUUCCAGUGCACAGAAAAGCCUCCUUCUCAACAUGCGUAAUGGUGCAUGAUUUGUAAAUCAACUGUUUGUCAUUAAAAUAAGAUGUGAGAUCAUAUAUGUAUAUUUAAAUCAGUGGACAAUUUUCUGAGCCCCUCAUUCUCAUUUCUAGAUUUCUAUUUUUUGUCAGUAUUUCUAUUUUUCUACUCUCUGAAUGGAAUCACAUUAUUUAUUCUAUCUGAUACUGAAUACGACUGGGGGUGUACAGUGUACAUUUUUUUGUAAAGAUUAAAGAAUGAAGGUAAAUUAUUUAUCUAAGUGAUGAUACAUCACUUUUUCUUCUUGACAAACUAAGUAAAAUUGUAUUUCCUUUGUCAAAGGUUGGUGCCUUGUUCAGCUGCUAGAUUUGAUUUAGGUUUGCAACACUUGCACGAAGUCCCUCGUGUAUAUUUGGCGAGCAGUGGGAUAACAUUAAAUAUCAUUCUUCAACUUGAUGUGCUGCCAGUGCACUCUCUGUAUCGCAAUUCCAUUUUGUUAGUGAUUUUUACUGAGCACUGUUUAGAAAAACUAAAUAUAUAAAACAUGUUUUCUCAAAUGA
Molecule: messenger RNA, 5126 nt
Organism: Pseudoliparis swirei
Lineage: Eukaryota; Metazoa; Chordata; Actinopteri; Perciformes; Liparidae
Gene: ppp1r16a
Product: protein phosphatase 1, regulatory subunit 16A
Exons: 11
Coding region: 2122-3834 (570 amino acids)
Cellular component (GO): cytoplasm
Molecular function (GO): protein binding; phosphatase regulator activity; enzyme inhibitor activity
Source: RefSeq, a predicted model, not a curated record